AUAUGCAAUUAAUCAAUCAUUAAAUAUAAUAAAAUAGCAUUUUUGAUGAUUAAUCAAUAUCAACGCUAAUAGCAAUUGGUCACUAUUUUUUGGCCUAUGUGUUGGCCAGUCUAACAUUAUCCUUAUCAAUAUAGUAUAUAAGGACAAAGAGUAAGGAGGUGGUCUCCAUUGAUUACUAAAUAACAAAUUCUAUUACAAUUUUGGCACAAUCUCUUUGAUGGCCCUUAAUUCCCAUAUAUAGUUAGGGGUGUGGACAUGUUUAGCACCUGUUAUCAGUCAAAGAAAAUCUUCUAUAUGUUCACAUUGUAAAUUGUUUCAUAUUCGUACUCUUUUGCAUCAUCCACGACCAAACCUCUUUGAAACAUAUUGUCAAGCCACCUUUAAUUUACCUAAUCCACUAUGGAAAUCUAGUUAGCUAAGAUUUAUAGAAUGAUAUCAAGUUCCAGUUCCAACAGAGAGAGAGAGAGAGAGAGAGCAAUGGCGUUGACAUGGAGAAAGGCAUACCUGGAUAUAGUUUUGGUCCCAAUUGGACUAUUGAUCAUGCUUGGAUACCAUCUCUUCCUUCUCUACAGAGUCCUAAAACUUCCUCAGACCACAGUCAUAGGCUACGAAAACCACAACAAAAGAGCUUGGGUUGAGAGAAUGAUGCAGGUUGAAGCAAAGGACAGAGGGUUAGCUCUAUCCGUGAUCAACAGCAACAUAUCAGUGGCAAUUUCCCUGUCUUCAAUCUCCCUAGUUCUGAGCUCUCUAAUAGGAGCAUGGAUUGGAAGCUUCUCCGAAAACAUUUUCACAAGCAAUAUUAUAUACGGAGACACAAGCCCAUCAACCAUUUCCAUCAAAUAUAUUGCUCUACUUUCCUGCUUCCUAAUAUCUUUUGCUUCUUUCGUGGAAACUACUAGGUGCUUUGUUCAUGCCAAUUUUCUCAUAACCAUGCCAAACGCUGACAUUCCUGCAACCUACGUCCAGAAGGCAGUGACAAGAGGAAGUAAUUUCUGGGCAGGUGGCCAUCGAGCACACUAUUUCGCCACCACUUUGUUGAUGUGGCUUUUUGGUCCCAUCCCAAUGUUUAUUUCCGUGGUAGUAAUGGUGGCAGUGUUACAUAAGUUAGACACAAAUUCAAACCCUCUGCAUCAAUAUCAGUCACGCCAGAGUCAUAACCUUUUCAAGAAGAUUGGUCAGGAAAUUACUGCCAUCACUAGGACCAUUGAGCAUGAGGAACUACCGCAUGGAAAUGGAAGCAGAAACCAGUUGUCCAACCUUGACAACAGCCUGCAACUGUAAGAUCAGAGCAACAAGGGAAAUACAGUACUCACUCGGCUCCAAUUAGGGAGCUUAUUCCACAGCCAAAAGCAAAAGAAGUUCAACACUCUUUAUCUUUUUGUUAAUUUCACAGGUUUAAAAUAGGAAAUUUUCAAAUGGCUCUCGCAAUUUCUGUUUAGAACUUUCUCACUGAUUGCCUCCUCCAUGCCUAAAGGAAAUGCAAAUUCUGCUAGUCUGAACUACAUUUAACUUAGUUUGAUGUUACUAGAAGAACCAAAACAUUGUCACUGAAGUGGAUGAAUCCUCGCCAGAGCUUAAUGAUUCAAAAUCUGGCAGACCGGGGUCCAGAUUGCAGAAGUUGGCCUUCAAUCAAUCAGCAUCUAAGAUCUGCCCUAUAUUUGCAGGGUCAACCAAUGGUCAAUAUCUCAUCUAGAUGGCCUGAUGCGUUCAAGUCUAGUAGGAAAUCAGACUUGUCAUAGAGGGCCGAUCAGUUUUCUAACAAAUGUAAUGUCGUAAGCUUUAUGAAGCUUAUAGAUGAACCAGAGUGAAAGAGACUAGAGUAGGCAUCACCAACAAACAUCAAUAGAAUAUAGCACAUACCAUGACCAACUAGAGACAAGUUAUUUCAUCGGGAGGUUACCAAGAGGCCAGGAUGUUGGAAACCUCCAACCCCUAAAAAUUACACCUAAAAGUGUUAAACAUAUGUAAAAAUACUGUAUCUUCAACCCC
This is a messenger RNA of Ilex paraguariensis (yerba mate), 1989 nucleotides long. Lineage: Eukaryota; Viridiplantae; Streptophyta; Magnoliopsida; Aquifoliales; Aquifoliaceae. The record is from the annotation of a GenBank genome assembly.